This is a messenger RNA of Limulus polyphemus (Atlantic horseshoe crab), 1186 nucleotides long. RefSeq names its product peritrophin-1-like. Gene Ontology annotation, molecular function: chitin binding. The transcript is spliced from 5 exons. Gene Ontology annotation, cellular component: extracellular region. The coding region runs from base 183 to 620 and encodes 145 amino acids. The record is from RefSeq and is a predicted model, not a curated record. Lineage: Eukaryota; Metazoa; Arthropoda; Merostomata; Xiphosura; Limulidae.
UUCCAAGCCAAGAAGUAUCAAGAAUCAGACGACUGCUUAUCACAACUGUUUUGUAAUCAUCAAAAUGUCAUGAAUAAAUAUGCAAUGCUCACAGCCUUGGACACACUUCUGAACAACGGUUAGAAGACGACUGAACGAGGGUGAAGACAUAAAUUGUGAAUAAUAACGGUAUUACUGCUAAGAUGAAAACAGUUGGACUUUUGUUGCUUACCUUUGCAUCAGUGGUGUACGUGAAAGGGUUCGUAUGCCCUCAGGAAAAUGGUCAGUUUGCUCAUGAAACAGACUGCGAGAAGUACUGGAACUGCUGGAAAUCUGAAGCUUUCAUAGGAGAAUGCAAAUUAGGACUGUUGUUUGAAGCCGAAAGAAGAAUAUGUCUGGAUGCUGAUAUGGUUGACUGUGGAGAUCGGAUUGUUCCAAAAAUUGACUAUAAACCUACAGAAGAAUGUCCCAAACCGGUCGGACUAUUUCCGAAGAAGGAAAACUGUGCACAAUAUUAUCACUGUGUGGGUGGAGAGCCAUUUCUGAAGAACUGCCCACAUGGUCUGCUUUAUGAUCCUGAGAACGAGUGGUGUGACUUCCCCAACAGGGUAGAUUGUGGAGAUAGACCCGUACUAUUUUAAAUCUGGAGACAUGGAGCUAACCUUUUGAGAACUGAUGAGUGUUUUACUCAAACCCACUGACAGUAAAAAUUAUUUUAUUGCAUAAAUAACUUUCAAAGAUAAAAUGUGAUUGGCUUUUAAAAAGGUAUGUUGAAGGAAAGAGAUUAAAAAACUAUAAACCUUUGAAAACAAUUGUGAAAGCAAUAAUAUUUGGUGUAUUCUUGUCAAUAAAGAAACAAUAGUAUUUAGAUUACUCUUGUCAAUAAAGAAACAAUAGUAUCAGGUGUAUUCUUGUCAAUAAAGAAACAAUAGUAUUUGGUGUAUUCUUGUCAAUAAAGAAUCAAAAAUAUUUGAUGUAUUCUUGUCAACAAAGAAACAAUAGUAUUUGGUGUAUUCUUGUCAAUAAAGAAACAAUAGUAUUUGGUCAAUAAAAACGUAACAGUACUUGAUGCAUUCCUGUUAUGAAGGACGUAAAAAUCCUUGGUGUAGUAAUGUCAAUAAAUACGUAACAGAAUUUGGUGUAGUCCCGUUAAUAAAGAUGUAACAGUACUUGGUAUAGUCCUGUCAAUAAAAAUGUUUUUGCUGGA